This is a messenger RNA of Symbiodinium sp. CCMP2456, 985 nucleotides long. The record is from the annotation of a GenBank genome assembly. Lineage: Eukaryota; Dinophyceae; Suessiales; Symbiodiniaceae.
AUGGAUAUCCUCCCCUGGAAGGGCGAGCAGGACUUCUCCGUGACGGGCGCCAAAGCUGGGCAACUGUGCAGCACCACCCACAUCGACGUCACUUUGUCGAUUCCCGGAACGGAUGAGGUCUUCAAUGUCGCAGUGCAAACCUGCACCAAAGUCCAGGACUUGAAGUAUGCCUUGUCGGCAAAGAUGGGUUACCUGGAGCCGGACCGCAUUAGCUUCGUCGUGAAGCAAGGUUGUACAUACAAAAAGCUGCAGGAGUCGGAUCAGGUGCUGAAGAAGAUGCUGGUUCAAGGAAUCAAGAACUUCAAGCCGCCUCUGCACCAGUACCCGCAUCCCUAUGCCAUCAUCGGUGCCGGCUACAACGGCCUGAAGACAGCUCUCUACAUGCUUCGGGACAAGCAGACCGAUUUCACCAUCUUCGACAGGUACGACAAGGUCGGCGGCCACGCUUGGUUGGAGAGCGCGAACAAGACGACCAGGUUGCAGACUGAAUUCUCCACGUACCACAUCUGGUACGGUGAGGAGUGGUCCACCCUCGGAGUGGAGAAGUGCGGGGGCCCCCCGCUAGACUGGGAGAUCUGGCCAUGCCGAGAUCGGGUGAUCGAGCAUUUCGAGCUCUGCGCCCAGGAGUAUGGCAUCUACGCUCAUUGCCAGCUGGGCGUUGACGUGGAGUCAGCGGACGUGAUCCAGCGGCCGAACAAAAACGACAACUACUACAACCUGAGCUGCCAGCCUGUCCUUCCGAAUCGAAAGGACGAGCAGGGCGGCGAGAAGCUGGAGCACCACAAGAAUGCCACCACCGAAGGGUACGCGGGCGCCUUCCGUGUGGACCGGAAUCGAAAGCCAUUCGUCUUUACCGCCUCGUGCUUUUGCAUCUGGCCAGGGAAUCUGAUCAACCCGAGGCAGUUGACCUACCCGGGAGAGGAUCUCUUCCAAGGCUUCGUGGAGUAUGGUGUCGAGAUGCGGUGCGACUACAACAAUGUCAUAG